CUGGUCUCGUGUUUUUCCGGAUGCACAUGUACGGACGAAGAAGAAGAAGUGACAUUGUAUUGUGAGGUUAGAAGAUGUUUUGCCCUGUGGUUUUGCCUUAAAAUAAAUUGAAAGAUUCAAUAAAACAGGGAAUAGUGAGUAGUCUGUGACGGAGAACAAUGGAAGAGCAUUUAACAGAAGUUAUGUUCCGGAUUUUCAACAACUGGACCGGCUUGAAAAUGGCCGUGGAUCAUUCGAUGGGAGGCCCCGACAGCAAAAAGGUUGCCCUCGAGUUUGCCAAUUUCAUGAUUCAAACCUGUCUAAACACAGCAUAUGUCGAUCGAGAGUCCGUACAAAAUGAUUUGGAGGUCAUUCUGGAUGAGGAGUUUGAAACAGUGUGCGAAGACGGUUCACCUAGGGAAAUAGCAGAGCUGGUGUGGAGGUUCAUCCUCAUGCUGAGAGCAGGUAACAUGGAGCAAUUUCAAGAAGAGUUUGAAAAGCUGCCCCAAGUUCACACGCCAUGGUUAACCCCAGUUCAAAAUCCCCAAGCGUUCCGCUGUGCAGUGAAGGAGAGUGCAAGCAGCGAGUCGAGUUCAGCCAGCGAGGUGGAGGAGGACGACGGAUGGGUGCAGGUGACCAGAAGAAAACGCUAGGGUAACCCACCAACACUCAUGUAAACAGUCUGUAUUCUUUAUUACUAAAAUUUAUCCAUUAAAGCUAAAAGAAAGUGAAGGUU
Messenger RNA from Dendroctonus ponderosae (mountain pine beetle), 715 nucleotides. RefSeq lists its product as uncharacterized. Gene Ontology annotation, biological process: maturation of SSU-rRNA from tricistronic rRNA transcript (SSU-rRNA, 5.8S rRNA, LSU-rRNA). The record is from RefSeq and is a predicted model, not a curated record. Gene Ontology annotation, cellular component: nucleus. The transcript has 3 exons. Lineage: Eukaryota; Metazoa; Arthropoda; Insecta; Coleoptera; Curculionidae. The coding region runs from base 159 to 632 and encodes 157 amino acids.